Lates calcarifer (barramundi perch) is the source of this 2521-nucleotide messenger RNA. It is a transcript of the gene fbln5, whose product is annotated as fibulin 5. Gene Ontology annotation, molecular function: calcium ion binding. The coding region runs from base 522 to 1916 and encodes 464 amino acids. NCBI's taxonomy places the organism in Eukaryota, Metazoa, Chordata, Actinopteri, Centropomidae. The transcript has 11 exons. The record is from RefSeq and is a predicted model, not a curated record.
CAGAGUUAUUCAGCUGUAUGAGAAGGAGUUGUGAGGAGGAAGAGGAGGGGGGCUGUUUAUAUCUUUGGAAAACAGACACUCACUGUGUAUGCUUUAUGCCUUUUUGCCCCCCAACAGCCCAAGAGUAGCCGCCCGUUGGAGUGAGUGCGCCGCUGUGGUGCCGCUGUCUCUGCGCGCUCUGACUGGAGGGGGCUGGCUCUCCCUGAUUGAAUCCAGCUGUUGAGAAAGUGCUCGGAGGGGGCCCGUCAAUUUGCAUUGCUAAAUAAUCUGUAGAGCCGACAGAGUAGGGCAGAAACGGAACAGUCCAUUUUGAAAAGGCAUUCCUGCAACACUUGGUCAAUGUACCGAAGCUUCAGCUCGACCAGACAGCGGUUAAUGAAAACCUGGUGUCGGCUUUCGCGUAAAGGCGCAUAGUUGGGGGGGUAGUGAGAGCCCUGCUGGGUAGUGGCGAGGGGAUUUGGGGAGAAUUUACGGGUCGUCUAAAUCUUUCCUUUGAGAGAGCUCAACAGAAACCAUAAACCAUGCUUUUUGAAAUACGUGGCUUCAGGUUUUGCUCCUCUGCAAGGAUGUUGGCAGCUCUGGUAUUUAUUCUGCUCUGUAUCCAGCCUGGACACGGACAGGUCUGCACAGAGGGUUUUGCAUAUGACCGCAGGGCAAGACAAUGUAUAGAUGUGGAUGAGUGCCGUACCCUGCCAGAUGCUUGCCGGGGGGACAUGCGCUGUGUGAACCAGAACGGAGGCUACCUGUGCAUCCCGAGGAGCUUGUACAACCAGCCGUACAGACCGGAGACCCCGGUCUUGCCCGAGCCGGUUUACCCAGACCCAUCAGCCGGAUUCUCAGACACCUUCCUCCCUGCUGCUCCCAGAUCUGUGGAGCCCAGCUACCCCAGAGUGAGGAGCACUGCACAGUGCCUCCUGGGAUAUGCUCCUGCAGAAGAUGGCACCUGUAAUGAUAUUGACGAAUGUGAGACAAACUCUCAUCACUGUAACCCCACCCAGGUCUGCAUCAACACAUCAGGCGGCUACACCUGCUCCUGCACUGAGGGAUUCUGGCUCAUCGGUGGACAGUGCCAGGAUAUUGAUGAAUGUCGCUAUGGUUACUGCCAACAGCUGUGUGCCAACGUCCCUGGUUCUUACUCCUGCUCCUGUAACCCCGGCUUCAUCCUUAACCCAGACAGCAGGACCUGUCAAGAUGUGGAUGAGUGUGAAGAUGAACCGUGCAGUCACGGCUGCUUCAACACCUACGGCUCCUUCAUGUGCAACUGUGACGAGGGAUUCGAGUUGGCAUCUGAUGGAACUUCAUGCAUUGACCUGGAUGAGUGCAGCUUCUCUGAGUUUCUGUGUCAGCACAGAUGUGUGAACACACCUGGCUCUUUCUCCUGUAUCUGUCCGCCUGGAUAUUAUGUAUAUGAGGACGGCAGGAGCUGUGAAGAUAUCAAUGAAUGUGACACUGGUAACAACACCUGUACAACAGCACAAGUAUGUUUCAAUUUCCAGGGAGGCUAUACAUGCCUGAAUCCUUUACAGUGUCACCCUCCCUACAUCGAAGUUAGUGACAAUCAGUGUAUGUGUUCAGCUGAGAACCCUGCCUGCAGGGACAAGCCCUUCACCAUUUUGUACCGACACAUGGACCUGUCGUCGGGGCGCAGUGUGCCUGCAGACAUCUUCCAGAUGCAGGCCACCACGCGCUACCCCGGCGCCUUUUACAUCUUCCAGAUAAAAUCGGGCAACGAUGGGCGAGAGUUUUACAUGAGGCAAACCAGUAACGUGAGCGCCACUCUCGUCCUGUCACGGCCAAUCAAGGGGCCGAAGGAGGUGGUGCUGGAUUUGGAGAUGGUCACUGUCAACAACGUCAUCAACUUCAGGGGCAGCUCCAUCAUCCGUCUGACGAUAUUUGUAUCAGAGCACCCGUUCUGAGAGUCCCGAGUGAACUUCAUCUCCUCAAAGUAUCAGGUUGCGCUCAACUGCAGCUGAUGUAAUGGUUUGUUCGAGACAGCUCAUCACUCUUCUUUUUUUUUUUUUUAAACGUUAUGUCAUCCUCAAUAAAGACACAUCCGAUAAAGACUCAGCCAAGUUCUGCUGAUGGGAAAGCAUCCCUGUGCUCGAAUCCCCACCCUGGUUUAAUGGACACUGAGCUUUUAUGGCUGCGAUAUGUACUUUCGACACAGAGGGAUGUUUACGGUGUACAAUUUCUGACAUCCUCUAUUUAGAAAAUGACCUGAAACUGAUGGAAAUUAGCGUCACUGAAACUCAGUGUAUCCUCAAUACAGUUUACCCCACUUGUCUGUGAAUCUCCAUCCCCUCAGAUAAGCUGUGAAUGUAUCUGAAUUCAAGAGCUGCCAUUGAAUCAUGAGAGCAAUGUGUUUGUUUUUUUUAUGAAACAGGAGGAGAGCAGGUUAUCUGAGAGCAGAAGUGUAAUUGUACAUUUGGAGCGGCAAUAUUUGAAAUGAUGUAACAAUCAGUCAUUAACUGAAUUAUUGAUCACAGUUUCUUUUAGACCAAUAAAUGUCUUCACCACACAA